This is a messenger RNA of Plectropomus leopardus (leopard coralgrouper), 6567 nucleotides long. RefSeq names its product phosphodiesterase 4A, cAMP-specific (gene pde4a). The record is from RefSeq and is a predicted model, not a curated record. NCBI's taxonomy places the organism in Eukaryota, Metazoa, Chordata, Actinopteri, Perciformes, Serranidae. Gene Ontology annotation, biological process: signal transduction. Gene Ontology annotation, molecular function: 3',5'-cyclic-nucleotide phosphodiesterase activity.
GAAAGAUAAUGGCCCACACUGAACAGGAUGACUGAACCUCGGCAAUUAUCAAAUUGUGCCCCUUUAUGAUGCAUUCUGACAAAACAAAAGCUGAAGAAGAGAGUCUGGACAGCAAGGAACAAAGGAUCGCAUGUGGUUUUUGGACAUGUCCAUCCUUUCUUCACACCAUCCUGAUGUACUGAGGGGGGAUGAGUCCAGUGUAACAUCUCGCUGAAAUCACUGGAUCCAACAUCUCCAUGGAGGAAUAACUGGAGACUUCUGCUGCGGUGUGUGCGCGCACAGAGAUGCCGUAGCUCUACAUGAACCGCGAUAGAUUGAGUACUUUUAUGGAAAUUGUUCUCAGCUGAGAGACAUACGGGCAGCAAUAAUACCACACCACACAUACAUACAUAGAAGCCAGCGCCGUCGAUCUGUGUGCCUCUGCAAUAAGUGGCUGAUAAAAAGCAAUAAAUUCUCUAAAAUAAAUACAGUCAUUCGAUUGUGCGCCAUGGGCGACGAGGCGUCAAACUUCAGGGGAAGCAGCAGGACCGGUGUCUCAUCACCAAAACGCAGGACUGGUGAGGAUCACGGCAGAGCGGAGACUCUACUACAUUAAAACUGAUCACCACUGAGAACAAUGAGAUUAAUGAUUUUUGGAUGACUUGUCAGCUCACCACUGUGACAGUUUUUGAUGUUAUUCAGAAAACAAGCUUCAGAUCCGGACUGUGCUGGACUUGGUCACUUUGAUUUGUUCGCUCAAGUAGAAGAAAGGGACAUGAAACGUUUUGUGCUUGAAAUAAACGAAUACAGCCAUAUCAUUUAAUCAAUAAGUUUAAAGGGGAUCUUAAUUUUUUUUAUUUUUAUUUUUUAUUUUGCACUAUGAUGGAACCACCACCAUGCUCGAAGAAGAGCCUCUCCCUGUCGCUCCCGGUUCCCCGGGAAGGACAGGCGACUCUGAAGCCUCCGCAGCAUCUCUGGAGACAACCCCGGACCCCAAUCAAAAUCAAACACCGGGGCUACUCCGACACCGACCGGCAUCACCACCGGCACAUGGAGCGCUCAGACGCCGUGGAUACGAGCGACCGACCAGGACUGAAAAAGUCUCGAAUGUCCUGGCCAUCCUCCUUCCACGGGACCACAAACACAUCCAUCGGAAAUUGUGUCGGGAAUAAACGCUUUGAUUCAGAAAAUGGUCCCUCGCCAGGCCGCAGUCCCAUGGAUUCGCAGGCGAGUCCUGGGUUGGUGCUCCACCCUUCUUUCCCCCAGAGCCAGCGCAGGGAGUCCUUCCUGUACCGCUCGGACUCGGACUACGACACGUCCCCCAAAACCAUGUCACGCAACUCCUCCAUCAACAGUGAGGGGCACGCCGAAGACAUGAUUGUCCCCCCUUUUGCUCAGGUGUUGGCCAGCCUACGAACUGUAAGAAGCAACUUCACCAUCCUCGCCAAUGUCACAACACCCACUAACAAGAGGUCACCAGUGACAAGCCAACCCACUGUUCCCCAAGCUACACUCUCUGAGGAGACAUACCAGCAGAUGGCUCGGGAGACUCUGGAGGAACUGGACUGGUGUUUGGACCAGCUGGAAACCAUUCAGACCCAUCGCUCAGUCAGCGAGAUGGCCUCCAACAAGUUCAAGAGGAUGUUGAACAGGGAGCUGUCCCAUUUGUCAGAGAUGAGUCGCUCAGGGAACCAGGUGUCAGAAUACAUCUCCACUACCUUUCUAGAUAAGCAGAACGAGGUGGAGAUCCCAUCCCCGACCUUGAGGGAGAGGGAGAAGCCCAUGUGCCACAUCAGUGGUGUGAAGAAGCUCACACACAGUUCCAGCCUUUCAAACUCCAGCACGCCUCGAUUCGGCGUGAAGACUGAACACGAGGAUGCAUUAGCCAGGGAGCUGAACGACUUGAACAAGUGGGGCCUUAAUAUCUUUCAUGUGGCAGAGUUCUCUAAUAACCGACCCCUCAGCUGCAUAAUGUUUGCCAUCUUCCAGGAGAGAGAUCUACUGAAGACCUUUCGGAUCCCUGUGGAUACGUUUGUCACCUAUGUGAUGACCCUGGAGGACCACUACCAUGCCAAUGUGGCCUACCACAACAGCCUCCACGCUGCAGAUGUCACUCAGUCUACUCAUGUACUGCUAUCCACACCAGCUCUAGAUGCGGUGUUCACGGAUCUAGAGAUACUAGCUGCAUUAUUUGCCGCUGCCAUCCAUGAUGUGGACCACCCAGGAGUGUCAAACCAAUUCCUCAUAAACACAAACUCAGAGCUAGCCCUGAUGUACAAUGAUGAGUCUGUGUUGGAGAACCAUCACCUAGCUGUGGGCUUCAAGCUGCUUCAUGAGGACAACUGUGACAUCUUCCAGAACCUAAGCAAGAGGCAGCGACAGAGCCUGAGAAAACUUGUUAUUGAUAUGGUUUUGGCAACAGAUAUGUCUAAACACAUGAGUUUGCUGGCAGACCUCAAGACAAUGGUGGAAACCAAGAAAGUGACAAGUUCUGGAGUAUUGCUGCUUGACCAUUACACUGAUCGGAUACAGGUGUUGAGGAACAUGGUGCACUGUGCUGACCUGAGCAAUCCCACCAAGCCCCUGGCUGUGUAUCGACAAUGGACGGAGAGAAUCAUGGAGGAGUUCUUCAGGCAGGGAGAUAAGGAGAGAGAGCGAGGGAUGGAGAUCAGCCCCAUGUGCGACAAACACACCGCAUCUGUGGAAAAGAGCCAGGUGGGUUUUAUUGACUAUAUUGUCCACCCGCUGUGGGAGACAUGGGGGGACCUCGUGCACCCUGACGCCCAGGACAUCUUGGACACUCUGGAGGACAACAGGGACUGGUAUCAGAGCACGAUCCCACAAAGCCCCUCGCCACCUCCUGUGUGUCAGGAUAAGGAACUUAACGCCUGCAUGGACAAGUUUCAGUUUGAGCUCACCCUCGAAGACAGCUCUCAGAGAGAGGAGGGAGACGAGGGAGACAAGCCUACGCCAAACCACGUGGCCGGGGACUGCAGUCAGGGGGAGGAGGAGGAGGAGGAGGAGGAGGGUAAAAAAGAAGAAGACAUAAUGGCAGAGGAGGAAAAUGAGGACAUAAUAGAAGAGGAAGAUGAGGUGGCGAUGGAGGAGGAGGAGGCGGAGGAGGAGCUGAAAGCUCACUUGGAGGUGAGAUCAGAAAAGGAGAGACUUUCUGACACAAGUCCUGUAGAGGAAGAGGAAGAUUCUUCUUCACAAGCUGAAGAUACAUGAGUUCCGCUCCUGUAUCUCACUCCUCACUUGCACACAUAAUCUUGUUCAUCCUUUCAAUGGCCAAACCAAGAACAAAUAAGACUGCAAUGACAAUACAGACCUUUAAAUAUAUUUUUCAAAAAGGGAAUAAAUUAAAAUUGCUUCAAGAGAAGGUAAUUACACAGCAACUGUAGAUUUGGAGCGGUGACAAGUCCUCCGACUGAUUUCACAACAAACUUUAGACUAAGAGGAAUUUAGGAGAGCAUUAACGACGGGCAACCGAAGAAAGCGUAGCACUCUGGGACUGAAAUGCACACAUGCAAACAAACAGAAAAUGAUAGCAGGAACAAGUGAUGUGGAAUACACCAAUUCAACGUGUGUUUGUGCAUGCAUCAGUCAUGCAGUAUAACUGGAGUCCUUUCUUGACUGUAUGUUUGUAUGUGUGCAUUGACACGAGGGACAAUGAUCAGUGAUGAAUCUCUUUGGAAAAAGCCAUCUCUUAAUGGAGUAUUAACUAGUCAGUCAGUAUUAGUAAUUCAUGUUCGUUAGAACCUCAACAGAAACUGUUCUCCUCAGAAAAGCUACACAUCCGAGUGACUUUUUUUUUUUCCAUUUCUGUCGGAAAGAAAAAUAGGCAAAUCCAUAGAGUUGGAGGAGGAGCAGAGAGGAAAAUACCAGAAGGCAAAGAAGAUGCUGCGAUGAAGGGGCCGCCGGGUCCCAUACCCCUUUUCCCUUUACGAGGAGAGUGCUACUGGUGCAAGAUGGCUCUGUGCCUUUCUGAAACACCAGCUUCCUGAACGGAGCUGUCGUGAAGCAAUGCAUUGUGGGACAGGAGUGUCUGAUUUUGUUAUCAUUUUUUGAUUGUCUCUUGUUCAAGAUCUCUCUUUACUGUUCAUGGUAUUGUGGUGUGUAUCUCACACGUACAGUUUUCUGUGGUGAUAUGUUUUUGAGCUGUAAGUCUUCCUUUUGUUGCUCUUCUGGUAAUAUUAAUAACUCAGAACUCUAGAUGCAGAGCAAUCACUACCACCACCACCGCAGCCGCCAGUGGACUCUUUCCAGCUUAUGUUUUUUUUUCUUAUUAGAAUGCUUUUUUUUAAAACUUUCUGAGAAUAAGCCAUGUGAUGCUUUGAAGCAUAAGUUUUGCCUAUUUUCUAUUUAACAGUUGCUAAAUACGUUGAAGGGAUACAGAAUUAUUUCAUCAACAGAACAAAUUUCCACUCGCCAUCUCACACCCACUUGCACUGUGUGGUCUCCUCAUACACACCGGUUCUCACCAAAGUAAAGGAUGAGAAGCUUCAGUGGGUGAAGUGAUUUGAAGGAACACGGAUGAAUAAGAAAAUCAGGGAAGCAGAAUGUCAGGGGAGUGACGCGUGACUUGGCCAAAAGGUGGUCUGGCAGUCCCUAAUCAUCCUUGUUAUGUUUGAUGCUUUUUUGCCUUAAUGUCUGAUGCAGGAUACAUACCUGCCAGUAUGUAGAUUUCUAAAAUAUAUAAUAGAUAUCCUAGUAUAUUUAUAUCACGACUGUAUGCUUAUUUCUGUGAGUAUCAGUGUGUCUAUACACAAUGUAUCCAGCAUUUGGAGGGGAGAGGGAAACAUUGCUGCCAAUUAGUUAUGUUGUUGCUGUGCUCAGAACCAACAUAAAGAAUGUUUUUUAAUCAGGAGGGUAUAACGACUAUCUUAUAGAUACCAUGUUCAAGAAAUAAGAAAUAGGAGUUAAGGUUGUGCGGGCAGUGAGAAUGAAUAAGGAUGUCCUUUGUUUGACCAGAUAUUGAUUUGUUGUCAUGAUGGAAUCGAUGCGUGCAUGUGUUUGUUUGCGUGGCUAAUUGUGUGGCCAUGAGUAAGCGAGUGAGUAACAGAGGGCAGGAUGCAAAAGAUGUUGUCAUAUGUGUCAUUGUUCCCUCACUGGCAUCACCACAUGUUGUUGAAUAGUGUUUAAGAAUUCGAUCAGCACAGCUUAAAUAGGUCACAGUUUGUUUAGGUGUUUGUUUUUCACAGGGUAAAAAAAAAAUACAUAUAAAUAAUAAUAAUAAUAAUAAAAGAACAUGAGUGUGGUUCUUUCGAAGGGUAAGAGCAAGUUUCUGCAGGUCAGUAACUGAGCUUAUCUGAAGACACCACAGCUCGGUGCAACAGAAGCCUGUGUGUUUGAACUGCUCUGUCGCAAGAUGGAGCAGAGCUGACGGGCCACAACGCAGGCUUUUAUCAUGUUGAUGGGAAUCCAGGAUUACUACUGCAGUAACUUAAAUAAAAGAUUCCCAUAUGCAUCAGCCUUUUACUUUAAAGAUGUUGCUUUGUUUUUGUGGCUUCUUGUUCUGUCAUAAGCUAUAAAAACAUUACUAUUUAAUUGCCAUACAAACACGAUACUGUAGCAAUUGUUUCUUAUUAAGAAAAUUAUUAAAUUGAUUGAUUGCUGCCAUUCUUUUUAAAUGAUGAAAAGAAAACCAUGGGAAGUGUUUUCUUUGAACAGUUUGUGUACAGUUUAUUUUUAUAUCAUUCUGGUGGAUGGUCUGGAAAAUGAAUCACAUGUUGAUGAUAUAGCUAUAAGCAUUACCACUCUUGUAUAUAAUGUAAUAUUGGAUUGUAAAUUAUAAAUUUAUCCAAGUCAUAAUGAUUGACAAAUAACCAUUUAAGGUUAAGUGAACCACUAAAGCACUGCAGGCCACAUCCUCACCUUUUUUCAUUCUCUGGUUCUGUUUUCGCUCACUUGUGCUAACAUUUUUUUAACUGUUCACAUUUAUUGUUAAAAAAUCAAAUUUGUACCAGCACUUUAUUUAGUCAGGUUUAGGGGCGGAUAGUGUGUUUCAGGUAGUGUACAGUCUGUGCUGGUGGUUUGAUCAUUGACGGUCACCUGUUGAUUAUAUUGCAUUGGGCCAAAUCACAAACCGUCAUUGUGCAGUCCUCAAUGUUGACCCCUUUUUCUAGAGGCAUAAUCAAAUUAACAGUCAUUAUCUAUUAACAGUCCAUGUGAGAUUGAACUUACUCGACUGAUAAAGUCAGAUAUAAGCUCAUGUUGUCACAUUGGAUGUGACAAGUUCAAAGGAAAUAAAUGUGUCCUUAUCAAACUUGACCAUUUAUAGUCCUAUCACCGCCUCUAUUUCUUAGUAACUUUAAUCACUAGCCUGAUAGCCUAAAUGUCCGUCCAGUGGUGGCCUACCUAGCUGGUUGCUGUCAGGUUAUUUUGUCGCAGACUGACUCCCUCUGUGAAUAAUACUCUGGGCUUUAAUUCAUGUGUUUGUUCACAAGUAAGAAAGAUUAUUCAAGGGGAAAAAAAAACAACAUGAAAUGAUUGUAAUAUUUGUAAAUGAUCUUGCUGUAAUGUGUAAAAUGUGUCCAAGUUAUUUUUUAUUAUAUUAUUUUUAUGAAAGUUUUUCCUCUUAACAGAGCU